Trichoderma atroviride IMI 206040 is the source of this 978-nucleotide messenger RNA. NCBI's taxonomy places the organism in Eukaryota, Fungi, Ascomycota, Sordariomycetes, Hypocreales, Hypocreaceae. The record is from RefSeq and is a predicted model, not a curated record.
ACGUCCCCUGCGUUGUGUUUCCACGGUAAGCGGUGUGCCACUCGUUUUCGUUGCUGAGGAAGCGUCCGUGCUCGGCGGGUAUAAAUAAGGACUGGAACCCAUCAGCAGUUGGCAUCUACCGAGAUCUGAAAGGAGUCCUCCCUCUUUCUCCAUCCUCUCUUCCUUCUCCAGGUUUUGGUCUCUUUCUUGGACCUCUUCAGCUCGAGCUCCAGCCUUGUUUCUUGUCAUCUCGUUCAGCAGAUCCGAGACUCCUUUCAUCCUGUCCAUCCAACUCUCCAUUCAUCAGAAUCACACAUCAGCCAUCAUGAAUAUGCCCUCUGGCACCACCAUGGCUGCUGGCUCCAGCCCCACUGGCAGUGCCAUGAACAGCUCCAUGAGCGACAUGAUGGGCAUGGGCGGCUCAUGCCAGAUUUCCAUGCUCUGGAACUGGAACGUCAUUGACGCCUGCUUCAUCUCCGAGUCCUGGCAGAUCAAGUCCAAGGGCAUGUUCGCCGGCUCCUGCAUCGGCGUCAUCCUCCUCGUCAUGGCCCUCGAGUUCCUCCGCCGCCUGUCCAAGGAGUACGACCGCUUCAUCGUCCAGCAGCACGCCGCCAAGUUCCAGGAAUCGUCCCCUGCCGCCGUCACCGCCGCAGCCAGGCCCGCUGCCCCAGCCGAUGCCACCAAGACGGGCCUCGAGUCCGUCAACAGCCGCGAGCUGGCUUGCCCUGCCGCCGCCGCCAUGCCUCCCUUCCGGCCCAGCGUGCUCCAGCAGGCAGUCCGUGCGUUGAUACACAUGGUUCAGUUUGCUGUCGCGUACUUUGUCAUGCUGCUGGCCAUGUACUACAACGGUUACUUCAUCAUCUGCAUCUUCAUCGGUGCCUACCUUGGCUCCUUCAUCUUUCAGUGGGAGACUCUGAGCGUCGGCCGAAGCAAACCAGUGCUGCCAACGAGGCUACCGUCUGCUGCGGCUAGAUGCAACUUUCGACACUCUUGGAUGUU